Mirounga angustirostris (Northern elephant seal) is the source of this 6840-nucleotide messenger RNA. It is a transcript of the gene AGPAT3, whose product is annotated as 1-acylglycerol-3-phosphate O-acyltransferase 3. Gene Ontology annotation, molecular function: 1-acylglycerol-3-phosphate O-acyltransferase activity. Bases 1726 to 2856 code for a protein of 376 amino acids. The record is from RefSeq and is a predicted model, not a curated record. The transcript has 9 exons. Lineage: Eukaryota; Metazoa; Chordata; Mammalia; Carnivora; Phocidae. Gene Ontology annotation, cellular component: endomembrane system; endoplasmic reticulum.
GAGGGAACACAAGCAGGGGUAGUGGGAGAGGGAGAAUAGGCUUCCCGCUGAGCAGGGAGCCCACUGUGGGGCUCGAUCUCAGGACCCUGGCAUCGUGACCUGAGCCGAAGGCAGAUGCUUAACGACUGAGCCACCCAGGGGCCCCCAGAACGCCCUGUCUUGCUUAAAGGCCCUGGGUCACCCAGAUGUGGAGAAACCAUCCCCCUGCCCAUUCUCCCUGCUGAGGCCUGAGCCCUGAGCCCUGCACACCCACAGCUCUGCUUCCGAGGGCCCCCUGCCCACCGGGCCAGGCCCCUGCUUCUCUCAGCCCGUGUUCCCAAGGGGAACAGCCCCGACCUGACGCCUUUUCUCAGAGCCCCUUUGCUUUGUGCCAGUCUGAAUGGUCCUGAAUCCUCUCUUCCAGAUCUUUCCUGGGCGGGAAGCAGACUCGGCUGUUUCAGUGUUGGGUGGAUUGGGCCUUGGGGGUCCCUGAGUUUGUAUCAUGUGUGGAGGCUUCUGAGGGGCGAGGCAGCCCUACCUUCCGCUUCCCAGCCCCGUGUCUGUGGCAGCUUGCUGGACGGUCAAGGCUGUCUUUUUGUAAUUAUUUAUGUACUACGUUCUGCCCUGAUGUGAAUCGGUGAUGUGCUUGGGUUUCGGGAGCGACAUGUUGAUUUGGAAUGCUUCGACUAACUGAAGCCAGACUCAGGCUGGCUGAAACAGGAGACGGGAUUCAGUGGCCCUCGCCUCGGGGGAAAUCUGGAGGUGGUGCAGGCCUCAGGUGAGGUCACUGCUGGGCAGGCCCCUGUCCCUUCACCAAGCAGCCGUGCUGGGGCUCCGCUCGCCCUCGCUCACCGGCUCGGAGACGCUCUGUCUGGAGGGGCCUGCUGCUGGCCACCCGGUCCCUCCCACAGAACUCCCGGGCCCACGGCACAUGAACGGGAGACCCUGGGUGGGGCAGGCGGUGCGUCCAGUCUCCCCGACGUGAGGUUUCAAAGCAGGAAGCAUCGUCUUCCCCUUUACUUGGGGUAGACUUCUGACAAGGGUGAGGAGUCGUAAGUGGGGCUGAUGCCUGGCUGUCCGUGCAGCGCUGACAGGCCCCCAGCCCCAGGACUCCUGCAGGUUUUCUGCUGUGCUCGAGGCACCUGCGUGUGUCUCUGAAGGAGCUGGAGGCUGGCAUUCCUCAGGGUUCCCAAGGAGUCCUGGCAGGGAGGAGCAGGGGCUGGUGUGGGAGGAACCUGGAGCUGCUGUCAGCUGGAGGCCAGCUUCCAGUCGGGACUGGAACCUGUGACGUGUGGGCGAGGCGUCCAGGGGGCCCUGCCCAGGUUUCGGGUCGCCGUGGGAGGCUCCCGCUCUCUCUGUGAACCGGGGCUGAAGCCUGCGGCCCAGGGUGGAUGUGGCGCCGGCAUUGGCCUGCAGCCAAUUGGGGCAGUCAUCAGUGAGUCAUCUGCUUGGAAGCAGAGCCUGAGUCGGGGAUUCUCGUCCUGCUGCCCCCAGAAGGUGGGAGGGCAGCGGGAGGGCAGCGAGGAGUAGCCAGGACGUUCUGCCUGGCACCCCCAGAGCUCUGGAGCACCAACGAGCCACAGAGCUGGGCCUGUCGCGAAGCUGGGUCCCGUUGUUUGGACUGGGUCCCCCCACCCCGCCUUGGAAUCAAUCACUGGCCAUGAAGUGCGCGUAAGACCUUGGUGAGGAUGUUCAAGGACGGCUCUUCUCAGUGAAGGACCUUGCACUCGCUACUGAGUAGCGACCAUGGGCCUGCUCGCCUACCUGAAGACCCAGUUCAUGGUGCACCUGCUCAUCGGGUUCGUCUUCGUGGUGAGCGGGCUGGUCAUCAACUUCGUCCAGCUCUGCACGCUAGUCCUCUGGCCGGUGAACAAGCAGCUUUACCGCCGGCUCAACUGCCGCCUCGCCUACUCACUGUGGAGCCAGUUGGUCAUGCUGCUGGAGUGGUGGUCCUGCACGGAGUGCACGCUGUUCACUGACCAGGCCACGGUGGACCGUUUCGGCAAGGAGCACGUGGUCAUCAUCCUCAACCACAACUUUGAAAUUGAUUUCCUCUGUGGGUGGACCAUGUGUGAGCGGUUUGGCGUGCUGGGGAGUUCCAAAGUCCUCGCAAAGAGGGAGCUGCUUUAUGUGCCCCUCAUCGGCUGGACGUGGUACUUCCUGGAGAUCGUGUUCUGCAAGCGGAAAUGGGAGGAGGACCGGGACACUGUCAUCAAGGGGCUGAAGCGCUUGUCCGACUACCCCGAGUACAUGUGGUUCCUUCUGUACUGUGAGGGCACGCGCUUCACGGAGAAGAAGCACCGCGUCAGCAUGGAGGUGGCCAUCUCCAAGGGGCUGCCCGUCCUCAAGUACCACCUGCUGCCCCGAACCAGGGGCUUCACCACGGCGGUCCAGUGCCUCCGAGGGACGGUCGCAGCCGUCUACGACGUCACGCUGAAUUUCCGUGGAAACAAGAACCCGUCUUUGCUGGGAAUCCUCUAUGGGAAGAAGUACGAGGCGGACAUGUGUGUGAGGAGAUUUCCUCUGGAAGAGAUCCCACUGGAUGAGAAGGAAGCGGCUCAGUGGCUUCAUAAACUGUACCAGGAGAAGGACGCCUUGCAGGAGACGUACAACCAGAAGGGCGUGUUUCCGGGGCAGCAGUUCAAACCCCCCCGCCGGCCGUGGACGCUCCUGAACUUCCUCUCCUGGGCCACGGUCCUCCUGUCUCCUCUCUUCAGUUGCGUCUUGGGUGUCUUUGCAAGUGGCUCGCCCCUCCUGAUCCUGACAUUCCUGGGGUUCGUCGGGGCAGCUUCCUUUGGAGUCCGCCGACUAAUAGGAGUAACUGAAAUAGAAAAAGGCUCUAGCUACGGAAACCAAGAAUUUAAGAAAAAGGAAUAAUUACUGGCUGUGAUUGCACAUACAUAACCUGACGGUGGUAUCCAAUUAACUCAAUUAAAAACAGAACAACACACACAGAUCGGAACAAAAGACCCUUAGAAACUAUUUUUCGUAUUAACUGGUGACUAAUAUUGACCAGUAAACCUUGAGCCAAGAGUGAAGCCGUCGGAGGCCCGCAGACAAAGACUCUGGCUACGCCCCUGCACAGUGGGUGAGAGUCCACCACGGAGCUGGGCGCGGGAGCACGUGUGUGCGGGGGCGGGGGGCGGCCACUCCUGGGAUCACCAGUCCCGCCCCGAUGUCAUCUCGAGAGGACUCUGCCUGCCAGAGGGAGCCUGUGGAUGCUUUCUCUUCUUAAACUUAGAUCCCAUUUUUGUUUUUAUCGGUUAUUUCGGGAACUCACCCUGGCCCUUCGCCUCCUCCCCCCACCCCAGCAAACCUUCCCCUGCUCUCCCAGGAUGGAGGAUUUGCAGGUCCCAGGCCCCCGAAGUGCCCACCUGUCCUGCCCAGCACCGCCCCUUCGCUCCGGCCGGUGGGGUGGGCGCGCAGAGCAUUCUCGGGGGGACAAGCACACGCCGAGUGUCGGAUGGACGGGUAGCCCCAUUUCACUGUCAGACCACGGCUUGCCCGUUUCCCCCCAACCCCGUGUGUAAGUACCUUACAUCUGUUUUUAUAGUGAAGGGGCCCCUUCCCCCGGUACCUGAAGCCCCCGUCCCUCUUUCUCCCUGCGGCCUCCACGGGGCUACACCCCUGUCCCCGGUGCCGGGAGAGGGCUGCCCUGCAGCCCACAGGGCUCUUGGAUGCUCGUUUAAAAGUAUGUCACCAUCAAACCUUGCUUCUGGAGGUGGUUGGAGACUGUUCACUUGGAGCUCGUUGGCUUCUAGAGGUUUUAUUUUUACAGUUGGUCUAUUGAUGGCUCUCCGCUCCCUGAUGCAAAGUAGAGGUGGUGAGCCUCCCCCAACUCCGCCAGCCUCCCUUUCCCAAGCAGGUGCUGGGGCCCCGGGGGUGGCCUGCCCCUGUGUGGCGGGUGUCACCCCUGGGGCUUGGGGGCACUGCUCCCCCCUGCUCCCCCCGCCAUGGGGUGUCUCCCCGUGACCUGACUUGGGCCCGCGGCCCAGGGGAGCUGCGUGUUCUGCAGAUGGAGGCGUGGGGCUGGGGCCGCUGGGCUGGUGGAGGGAGGUGCACGGGGGGCCCCCGGCACCCGCCUCCUGGGUCCCAGCUCAAGCAUCCCGCUGCACGCCCCGCCUGCGUUGGACUUCCUUCCUAAACCUCAGGCGUGCUGUUUGCAAGUCACACUCCCCUCGCCCUGUUUAGCCAGGGAAGGAAAACUAGCGGUGUUAGUCUGGUGCCCUGUAACCAGCAUUCCGAAGAGAGGCCCGCUGCGUUUUCUAGGAGAGGAGGUGGAGGAAAGGGAUGGGAACAAUAGAAACUAAACUGGACAAAUAACUAUGCAUCAGCCCUUAGGUCUGUGUUUUGGGAGGACUUCUCGAGACUGCACACGCUCUUUAGGAGGACAAUGCUGGAUUCUGUGUGGUCGCCGUGGGGCAGGGCGAGACCGAGCACAGCCCCCGCGAGGCUGCAGGGCUGAGGCAGGACCGCCCCCCUCCCUGGCCGCUCAGACCCCGCACUGCAGGGAGGGACUGCCUUAGGUUCUUUCCCUUCACCGGGCGAGCUGCUUGCCUGUCCCCGUCUGUGUAUGUCACUAACUCACUAGCACCUGGGACGUUUUGGAACAGCCGUGGGGCACCGCCGUGCAGACGCAUCACCUACAAGACGCAGUUUAGAUCUCCCACCUGUUAACCCUAGCUCUCGUUGCCCGGAGAAGUUCUCUCCCCUGGGAACCCCUGUGCGCCGGGGGAGUCUGCCCGGAGUCGCUGAGCGAGCCGCGCGGACUCCCGUUCGCACGGAGACCCAGGCCAGCGCAGGUUUUAAAUCUCAGUGAUUCCCUUCCAAUCUAACAGAUGAGCUUGUGCACUUGAUGCCAAGACCUUGAGAGCAAUAAAAUCUAUACCAUGAAUGUUUGGGGUUUUUUGUUUGUUUUUGGAGGGGGAUGGAGUUGCUUUUCAUCCACUUCAGAAGGAAAAGGAACAGGAACUCCUUUAAUUUUUAAAAUAAAUCAGAAUAGUGCUUUUCUUUUCCCUUUACGCCCUACAACUGAGUUUCCUCUGUUGCUGACGUCAUGUCCAAAUUAAGGCCGAAUGCUUGGACCGUGUGGGCUGGCCGCGGUUGGGGUGCACUCAGGCGCCGGGCCCUGGGCAUCCCCCGCGGGCACCCUACAGGCUGAGCUCGGAGCCUGGGGGCCGCUGGUGGCUCCUCCCUCGGCUCAGACCCACGCCCGGCUCUCGGGCACCUUCCCCGCGUGCACCUCGGCCCUGCCCAGUGAGUGCAGUUCGGGUCGUGGUCACUACCCAUGUGUCCAGCUGAGGAGAGGACCCCAGCUUGUUUACCCCCCUCUGGGGAGUUCCAGGGGCUCCUAAGGUGCCAUGGCGGCUACCAGCACCUGGGGACUCUGAUAGCAGUGUAAGUGACCGUCCCCACUGCAUGGGGCUAGGAGGCGCUGGGGAAGGGCUUAGCUGGUCAGAAAGAAAGCGUGUCCUCAUUUGCGAUUAAUCCAAAGGAAGAAGUGACCCUGGCCAUCCAGUGCUUGGUGGCAGCAUGGCCCUCCCUGAGGUGUCCCUGCAGUCCCUGUCCUCAAGAAGCACAGCGUCUAGUUGAAGAGAUGAGUUCUGAAUAUACAAACCACUAAAUAGCAACAUAAAACAACCAUGUAAGCAGCACUUAGUUAUAAACAAUGACGUAUGGGCACUGACCCAUCUUGAAUCUCCACCUGUCUGUCCCUCUGACCCCCCUCUGUGCCCCAAGGCAUGAGAACCUUUCCUUCCACUCGUUUAGUUACUGAGCAUUAGGUUGAGCUGAGCAAAGAGUGGAGUAUGCAAUUCGAGAGCGGUCUCCAGGCUGUCCGUGUCCCCGUGGCCACCGCUGGGGGUCAGAUUUGGGGUGAAGAAUAAGUCACUCUCUGCAUGUUGCUUUGUCUCUGCUGAGACGCUUAGAGGACAAGCCGCACAAUCUUUCCAGCCCGCUGAUUUUCAGCCCAACUGUUCAACCUUGUGCAUAAGCUCAUGCUUCCAAGUUCUCCCCGAUACCAGCAUGCUCUCCCCAGCACGCAGCGCUCAGCGUCCCAUGGUGUCACGUGGCUUCUAACCCUUCCGCAGUGUAACGAGGCUUGGGGUGACAACGGUGGGCCUGGCGUGCCCACCUGCUUCCUCUCUGGACACAGUACGUCCGUGGCCCAGGUGCCUGCCCCUUUCUCUAGCGAGUGAGCUCCUGCAGGAAAGUGAGCCUCGGUGAGUGCCUGCGCCGUGGGGCAGCCGGGGCGCACGCGGACAUUCGGGGUCCACGUCCUCGUCUGUCAGGGCUGGCACACCCCAGCCCAGGGACGGGUUGGGGGCAGAAGACGUCACACCGUGUUCUGCUUGGCUGAGGGGUGGACACACGUGAGCUCAGUUUUACCACGAGCAUUUGCUGCGGUCCAAUUCCGUGACGGUGUCAUUCCCAUAAGCUGCUUGGGGACAUAAAGGACAAGAGCACUGUUAGGGGACUGAGGAGAUGGCCAGAGAAGUGGACACCAGUCAGCCCUGUCAGCAGCUGAAUGUUCUUUUCAAAGACAAUUGAAUUGCUUAACAUUUUUAUGCUCUGUAAUGACACGUUCACCUGGACUUUUCUUUUCUCAUAAACUCUUCCGUUUCUUAACUUUCUGUUGCAAAAGUGAUGGGACAGACGUCGAACUGUGAAUGAGGCCCUGAAAUGCACUAAGCCGUGUUAAAUUAAACCUGAGCUACUUGAUGCCAUGAAGAAAUGCAUCCGAUCUGCUUGUAUUUAUUGUCUCAGACCUGUAAGAUUUGUACGUUGUGACAAUCAAAUGUGACUCGCCUCAAUGCCGGGAAAUUCCACUGGCUUCUUAACCAUAAAGACCGUCCGCAAGUA